UGGCGGAACGUGGAGCUCUCCUUUCCUCGUGCCGUCAGCCGACCCCAUCGUGUCGCGUCAAAAUGGCACUUUAUAAUUUCAAGAAGAUUAUGGUGGUUCCCACCGCAAAGGAAUUCAUCGACAUCACUUUAUCCAAAACUCAAAGGAAGACGCCCACAGUGGUACACAAGCAUUAUGCCAUCCACAGAAUCCGACACUUCUACAUGCGAAAGGUCAAGUUCACUCAGCAGAACUACCACGACCGCCUCACUCAGAUCCUCACCGACUUCCCCAAGCUGGACGACAUCCAUCCCUUCUACGCUGACCUGAUGAACGUGUUGUACGACAAAGACCAUUACAAGUUGGCCUUGGGGCAGAUAAACAUCGCCAAGAAUCUGAUCGAUAAUGUUGCCAAAGAUUACGUGCGUCUGAUGAAGUACGGAGAUUCUCUGUAUCGGUGUAAACAGCUGAAGAGAGCCGCUCUGGGUCGAAUGUGCACCAUCCUGAAGCGACAGAAGUCCAGUCUGGAGUAUCUGGAACAAGUGCGUCAGCAUCUGUCCCGUUUGCCGAGCAUCGACCCCAACACGAGGACCCUGCUCCUGUGCGGGUACCCCAACGUGGGAAAGUCCAGCUUCAUCAACAAGGUGACCAGAGCCGAUGUGGAUGUGCAGCCCUACGCUUUCACCACCAAGUCUCUGUUUGUGGGUCACAUGGACUACAGAUACCUGCGCUGGCAGGUGGUGGACACCCCGGGGAUCCUGGACCACCCCCUGGAGGACAGGAACACCAUCGAGAUGCAGGCCAUCACGGCCCUGGCUCACCUGCGAGCGGCCGUCCUCUAUGUCAUGGACGUGUCGGAGCAGUGCGGUCACACCCUGCAGCAGCAGCUGGAGCUCUUCAACAGCAUCCGCCCGCUGUUCGCUAACAAGCCGCUCAUCGUCGUUGCCAAUAAAUGUGACGUGAAGAAGAUCAACGAGCUGUCUGAGGAGAACCAGAAAAUCUUUGCCGAUCUCUCCACCGAGGGAAUCCCUGUGAUCGAGACCAGCACCCUGACCGAGGAGGGAGUCAUGCAAGUGAAGACUGAGGCCUGCGACCGACUCCUCGCCAACCGUGUCGAGACAAAGAUGAAGGGGAAGAAGGUCCACGAUGUUCUCAACCGGCUCCACCUGGCCAUGCCUGCCAAGAGAGAUGAGAAGGAGAGGCCUCCGUUCAUCCCUGAGGGAGCGCUGAUGCGCAAGAGGGCGAUGGAGGUGGACGCACCCAAACGGAAACUGGAGAAAGAUCUGGAGAUGGAGCUCGGCGACGACUACAUCCUGGACCUUCAGAAAUAUUGGGAUCUGAUGAACGAGGAGGAGAAACAGGACAGGGUCCCCGAGGUGUGGGAGGGCCACAACAUCGCCGAUUACAUCGAUCCUGACAUCAUGAAGAAACUGGAGGACCUCGAGAAGGAGGAGGAGCUUAAGGAGCGAGCCGGGGAGUACGACUCGGACGACGACAGCGAGGACGAGGAGAUGCAGGAGAUCCGCGUUCUGGCCAAACAGAUCCGGGAGAAGAAGCAGCUCCUGGUCAUGGGCUCAAGAGAGAAGGACAUACACGGGCCUCGCAUGCCCAGGACCGCCACCAAGGUCGAAAGAAAGAAGCUGGAGAAGGAGAUGGGCGAUCUCGGUCUGGACAUGAACGACAAAGACGAGAGCCACUACGCCCAACAAGCCCAGCGGCGGUCCCGGAGCGUCACAAAGAAGCGUAAGCGCGAAGCUUCAGCUCCUCCCCUCUCCAAAACCCGCAGCCAGAGCGCCUCCCGCCCACCACGGGACCAGUCAGGUCUAAGGGAUCCAAAGAUGGCAAGGAAGGCGAAGAAGAUGAUGAAGAACUCCCAGAGAGACAUGAACCGCCAGGGCAAGAAGGGCGAGGCCGACAGACACGUGUUCGACCUGAAACCCAAACACCUCCUGGCCGGGAAGAGGAAGUCGGGCACCACAGACUACAGAUAAAAAAAGCUGCUUUGUCCGGAGGGAUGAGAAGAGGACACUCUCAUAAAAGAGAGGAGUCUUACAGAGAUGCUAUACCUGACUUUUAUUAUUUACAUUUCUCCACCGGUAAAAGGGAAGAAUGACAUAUCUCUCCUUUUAAACCAGUCCACUCUGCUCGUCAUCAUUUGUCUGCAUAGAAAGGAUGAAGCUGUGGGGAAAUUGCCCAAACUUAUUAAAAUGAGUUUAUUAAUAUGUCUGUGUCCGGUCUCCAGACUCAGAAACUCGAUGUGUGAUGGAAAGUCAUGUAUAAACUGCCAUGUAUCUGAUUUCACAAGUUUUUUCAUCUUGGUGAUAUCAGUUUAGUAAACGUUUGUGUCUCUAUCUGAGGCUCAGGACAUGCUGGGUUUACUUUGGAUAAAGUGAUGAUUAUGAUACUUCCUUUAACGUCUCCCUUUGAGAAAAAAAAAAUCUUUCACCAGGGAGAGAAAUAAAUAUACACCUGAACUAA
Labrus bergylta (ballan wrasse) is the source of this 2457-nucleotide messenger RNA. RefSeq names its product GTP binding protein 4 (gene gtpbp4). The record is from RefSeq and is a predicted model, not a curated record. NCBI's taxonomy places the organism in Eukaryota, Metazoa, Chordata, Actinopteri, Labriformes, Labridae. Gene Ontology annotation, molecular function: RNA binding; GTP binding; GTPase activity. Gene Ontology annotation, biological process: ribosomal large subunit biogenesis. Gene Ontology annotation, cellular component: nucleolus.